This is a messenger RNA of Lodderomyces margitis, 390 nucleotides long. RefSeq lists its product as uncharacterized. NCBI's taxonomy places the organism in Eukaryota, Fungi, Ascomycota, Pichiomycetes, Serinales, Debaryomycetaceae. The coding region runs from base 1 to 390 and encodes 129 amino acids. The record is from RefSeq and is a predicted model, not a curated record. The transcript has a single exon.
AUGCAAGAUUUACCACCAAUAGGAGGCUAUGAUCCCAUCCAAUGGAAGAGAAAUUUACCAUCGCGUGGAUUUUCCGGCACAACCUACUUUUUCGGUAUUUUAGCCAUCAUGUCAUUUGGAUUUUAUCGUUAUUAUCAAGGUGUCAAUGAGCAACGUGAAUUGACAAGAGAGAAAAAAUGGGCUAGAUUCCAUUUAGAACCUUUGCUUUUAGCAGAAGAUGAUCGUAAUAUUGCCAGACGUUAUUUUGCUGAAGAAGAAAGACAAAAAUUGGUUAAGGAGAGUGCAACUAGCGAUGAAGUUAAGCAACGUUUGGAUGAGGAGUUGUAUCAUGAUAAGAGCAAGUUUAGAUUCCCAAGGUAUGUUCCUGGUAUUAAUCCUAAGGAUGUAUGA